CUGUUUCAGGACCUCUGUGAGUGUCAUCAUGAUCCCUCCUGUUCUCCACCUGUCGACUAUGUAAUACUGCCAGGUUAUCAUAGAGCCGACGAAUUCCUCGUAGCCAAUUGGCCAAAAGAAUGCGCGGAAUUAUGGCAGCUGAUAUGGUCGCAAAAUUGCCAAACAGUUGUGUUACUGGGUGAAAUCGAUUACUGGACGGGUAUGGAUCAAGUGGACGACCUCACCAUACAGCAUGGGGAAAACUUUGUCCUCUUGCAAAAUAAGGAAGAUCAGCUCUAUGUGCGAAUAGUGGUGGUAUCCCGAGUUGCCCUGGAAUCGGACUUCUGGGGCGAAGUCGAGCGGAUACAGGAAGACCGGCUUGCCUACCACGACGCACCAUUACUUGUUAUCAAUUCUAUACGACCAGACACGGAUCUUUCAAAGAACCACGAAUCUAAAGUGCCAUUUCUAGGCGAACCUUCUCCUUCACUGGCUUACUGCCUUUGCGCACUUACCUCAUUGGCUUGUCAACUGGAGCAGCAAGGAUGCGUCGACGUUGUACUGUUGCUCGCCUCCUAUUCCCAUAUCCAUUGUGGACUAUGGAAUUCCAGGGUGAGUUUCGUGAACUAG
This is a messenger RNA of Haemonchus placei, 609 nucleotides long. The record is from the annotation of a GenBank genome assembly. Lineage: Eukaryota; Metazoa; Nematoda; Chromadorea; Rhabditida; Trichostrongylidae.